Messenger RNA from Botrytis byssoidea, 2001 nucleotides. RefSeq lists its product as uncharacterized. Gene Ontology annotation, molecular function: flavin adenine dinucleotide binding; oxidoreductase activity, acting on CH-OH group of donors. The transcript is spliced from 13 exons. NCBI's taxonomy places the organism in Eukaryota, Fungi, Ascomycota, Leotiomycetes, Helotiales, Sclerotiniaceae. The coding region runs from base 1 to 2001 and encodes 666 amino acids. The record is from RefSeq and is a predicted model, not a curated record.
AUGACGAUCCCAGAUGAGUUCGAUAUCAUCGUCUGUGGUGGUGGAAGCACCGGUUGUGUGAUUGCUGGCAGACUUGCAAAUCUCGACCACAAUCUCCAAGUUCUCCUCAUUGAAGCUGGAGAGAGUAAUCUCAACAAUCCAUGGGUAUUUCGACCUGGAAUCUACCCCAAAAACAUGAAACUCGACAGUAAGACAGCAUCAUUCUACUAUUCUCGACCUUCAGAAUGGCUCGCCGGUCGCAAAGCUGUUGUCCCAUGUGCACAUAUACUCGGCGGAGGGUCCUCUAUAAACUUCAUGAUGUACACACGGGCGUCUGCUUCCGACUAUGACGACUUCCAAGCCAAGGGAUGGUCUACGAAAGAACUCAUUCCUUUGAUGAGAAAACAUGAAACAUACCAGCGGGCAUGCAACAACAGGAACCUUCACGGCUUUGAUGGACCCAUUAAAGUAUCGUUUGGAAACUACACCUAUCCAAUUACUCACGACUUUCUACGUGCUGCCGAAUCUCAAGGCAUCCCAACAACUGAUGACUUACAAGACCUGGUCACUGCACAUGGUGCCGAACACUGGCUGAAGUGGAUUAACCGAGAUACAGGUCGACGUAGCGACGCUGCCCAUGCCUACAUUCAUUCCACUAGAUCCGUACACUCAAACCUUCACCUUAUGUGUAACACCAAAGUAGAUAAGAUUAUCAUCGAGAAUGGUCGAGCUGUCGGUGUUAAAACAGUGCCAACAAAGCCUCUCCACCCAAAUCAACGUUCACGCACUUUCCGUGCACGAGAGCAAAUUGUUGUAUCAGGUGGCACGCUUUCAUCACCCUUGAUUCUGCAAAGAAGUGGUGUCGGAGACCCAAAGAAAUUGGAAAAGGUUGGUGUCAAGCCGGUUGUUGAUCUACCUGGUGUUGGUCAGAACUUCCAGGAUCAUUAUUUGACAUUCUCUGUCUACCGUGCUAAGCCCGGAACCGAAAGUUUUGAUGAUUUUGCCAGAGGUGUCCCGGAAGUUCAAAAGGCAGUGUUUGAUGAGUGGAAUCUCAAGGGUACUGGCCCACUUGCGACGAACGGUAUUGAUGCCGGUGUCAAAAUUCGCCCAACUGAGGAGGAAUUAAAAGAGAUGGACAGUUGGCCAACACCUCAUUUCAGAUCGGGUUGGGACAGCUACUUCAAGAACAAGCCUGACAAGCCAGUUAUGCAUUACUCGAUCAUCUCUGGCUGGUUUGGUGAUCACAUGUUGAUGCCACCUGGAAACUUUUUUACCAUGUUCCACUUCCUCGAAUAUCCAUUCUCUCGUGGUGAAACUCACAUCGUUUCUCCUGAUCCAUACGAGGCACCGGACUUUGAUGCUGGCUUCAUGAAUGAUGAAAGAGAUAUGGCACCAAUGGUUUGGGGUUACAUCAAAUCUCGUGAAACUGCCCGUCGUAUGGACGCUUAUGCAGGAGAAGUACAGAAUAUGCAUCCAUUCUACGCAUAUGACUCACCAGCUAGGGCCAAAGACAUGGACUUGUUGACAACUAAGUCGUAUGCUCUCCCAGGCAAUAUUACCGCGGGUAUUCAACAUGGUUCUUGGGCAAUGCCUGUGGAACCAGGAAAGCCACCACAAAUUUCAUACCUCAACAGCAAUCAACGAGAUCUACAGGAGGAUCUCAAGUACAGCACUAAAGAUAUUGAGCAUAUCGAAGAAUGGGUAAAGAGACAUGUAGAGACUACUUGGCAUUCUCUCGGUACAUGUUCUAUGGCCCCCCGCGAAGGAAACUCCAUUGUAAAACAUGGUGUUCUUGAUGAACGUCUGAAUGUCCAUGGUGUCAAGGGUCUUAAGGUCGCAGAUCUUUCUAUCUGCCCCGAUAAUGUUGGAUGCAACACCUUCUCAACUGCUCUUCUCAUCGGCGAGAAAUGCUCUAUGCUAGUCGCCGAAGAUCUCGGUUAUAGUGGUAAGGCACUCGACAUGAAAGUACCUAACUACCAUGCUCCGGGUGAGCUGAGUGCUAUUGCUACUUCUCGUCUUUAA